Molecule: messenger RNA, 2063 nt
Organism: Acanthopagrus latus (yellowfin seabream)
Lineage: Eukaryota; Metazoa; Chordata; Actinopteri; Spariformes; Sparidae
Gene: pex11a
Product: peroxisomal biogenesis factor 11 alpha
Exons: 3
Coding region: 328-1068 (246 amino acids)
Biological process (GO): peroxisome fission; regulation of peroxisome size
Cellular component (GO): peroxisomal membrane
Source: RefSeq, a predicted model, not a curated record
CAACAACGGUUCGACUCUCGGUCCGUUGGAACAGCUGUCCGUGGUGAAACAAGUAGGCGAUUGCUAAACUCAAUUGUUAUGUGUCAACUUAACCGACUGGUAAAUUAGCUUUACGGUGAACGUGGAAGAAGUUCAAAGAAACAAUAGAUUAGCUACUUGAAACUUAAUUGUCGAAGCGGUGGACUACCAUUGUUAACGCCGUGUUAGUUGAAAACAAGUAAAUGACACUCUUAUCAACGUUAGCAAGACAUUUACGGUUAACCGUCUCGGCUGCAUCUGUGCCUUUAGCUGGCUAACUAGAACAGCCUGUUCUUAUCCGAUUUAAGCAUGGACGCGUUUGUAAAGUUCACAAACCAAAGUCAAGGAAGGGAUCGUAUAUUCAGGGCCACCCAGUAUGCAUGUGCAUUGUCGAUAUAUCUGCUUCGAAACACCUCGGAAAGAAAGGACCUCGUGGCAAAACUCAAGAGUCUUGAAGCCACCAUGAGCGCUGGACGAAAAUUGUUCAGGCUGGGAAACACAAUAAAUUCCAUUGAGGCUGCUAAGCGAACCAUGCGACUGUCUGACCGAGUGCUGGGCCUGUGCCUUACUGCCGCCAACAUCAACCGCGCCCUCUACUUUAUCUGUGACAAUGCACUUUGGGCCAGAAGUGUCGGCCUUAUCCGCGAUAUCGACAAGGAACGGUGGAGCCUUAAUGCCUCUCGCUGCUACUUCCUCUCGCUGGUUAUGCAUCUGACCAGAGAUGUUUAUGUAGUUAUUCAGUUAAUGGCACAGAAAGUAAGAGAUAAGCACUUUCGACAGAAAAUGGAUCAACAUCUCAGCGAGAAUCCUGAAGUAGUCGAAGUUGUCGUUCCACAGCUGGAUGCUUUUCUCUUUCUGCUGUUGGAGAGCCUAAAAUCACAUCCCGCUGUUGCCCUGGACACGCUGAAGAAUAUCUGUGAUCUCUUCAUUCCUUUAGACAGGUUGGGUAUAUACCAGUCAAAUGCAGGUGUGGUGGGAUUUUGUGGUCUCAUGUCUUCACUGAUCGGGAUUUUGACCCUCACACAGCCUGAGUUGAGAAUCAAACCGUGAUAACAAAGGUAGAAAAGAACUGGAUUGACCAACUUCAGAUAAAAACGUUAUCACAACAGGGUUUCUAGCUGUAAAUGAGGACUAAGGUCAACCUUGUGCACAAUGAGGUUAGGUAACACGUCACUGGCACAUUGUUUUCUUAACAUUUAUGUAGGAUUUAUGAUUUGCAAGAAAACUCAAGUCUGCAAUAACUGAAAGACUUGCAGGUUUCCUUGGAUGACUGGAUCUGAUUGUUUUGUACCUCCCAGAAAAAGAUGAAUUGAACUUAUUACAUCAUAGUUAUAAAAUAGACAAAAGCAAUGCAUUGAAUUUGGACCAGAUGAAGUUUAAAGGGAGCAGAUCAAGUUUGUAUCAUAACCUUUUGUAAUUUUUUGUAAUCUUAAAGGUCCUACAUCGUGCAUUCCUGUCUUCUCUAACAUCACACAUAACACCAGCAGUUUUUUAACUUUUGUACUGAUUCUUACUGAUGCAAGCUUUUGUAUCUGCUUUUGCAUCCAUCUUUUUGUAAAAGUAUGACCUCAAUCUGAGUAGUGCUGCCACUUCAGGUCCCUUGUCUUUGUCUUAAAAUGCUGCUACAAGUUUUACCUCUUAUGAUUCAAGUCAUGAAUUAGUUGACAUUUCAGGGGAUUAAAUCACCUCUAAAUUAUUUGGCUGUUGGCUGAUUUCACUGUUUAACUUAAAAAGUGUGUAAAAAAAAAAAUUAAAAAUGUUUAAAUGGUACCAAUAUAACCAUUUUAAUGGAAAAAGGCACCUUAGAUCAUGUGUUCACAAGUAAAAUCUUAAUAUAUUGGUUCGGAAUUGUUUGUUUGUUUUAUUAUUUUCAUCCAAACAAGUUCACGUGGACAAAUUAGGGAACUAAAGUCCUUAAAGCUUCCGGUGCACAUGCUAUUAUGUUUUAGUUUCAUCUAUUUGAGAUGUUCACUCUCAUGUUUGAUGAAAAAUGAACAGCCACAUAACAGGCAUAAUGAUUUUAAAAUUGUUCUUUUAAAAAAAAA